ACUGGGCUGAUUGGCUUCUUACAAAGUAGCCUACCAAAAUCUUUCCAGGAAGUGUUCCUGAAGCGGUCGCUGGAGUGAUUCAUUAGUAGUUUGCUGGUGUGACAGUUCGCAGCCCGCUGCUAGUAGCUAACUAAAAGGGUAUUUGUAGCUAGCUAUGUCUGAACAACACUGUCAGUAGUUAGAACUUGAUGUGGGGAAUUGGAAAUUAAAACGAGGAAUGUAUUCAUCAACGGGUUUGUAAAUCCCUGCCUUGGAGCAUCCAAAUUGUUCCCAUGGUUCCCGUUGUGUCCGAGUCUCACAGCCAUGUGCUGGCAGAAUUUGAUUGCCUUGACCCUCUACUCUCUGCCCUACGUCUAGACUCUGGGAGACUUAAGUGUACCUGCCUGGCAGUGUCGAGGAAGUGGCUGGCGAUUGGGACAUCUUCAGGGGGACUCCACCUCAUCCAGAGGGAUGGCUGGAAACAGAGACUCAUCCUAACGCACAAGGAGGGUUCAAUCACACAGGUGGCUUGUUGCCCACAUGAUGAAGACUUCAUUGCCGUGGCAACAAGUCAGGGGCUGUUGGUGGUCUGGGAGCUGCAGCUGGAGCGACGUGGGCGUCCAGAGAGAGUGAGUGUUUCCUGGGAGCACAGGGCACAGGCCGUCACCUCCCUGUGCUGGGACACCACUGCCUUGAGGGUGUUUGUCGGGGACGCCGGAGGCAAGGUGUCCUUUCUCCGUGCAGGAUCCUCCAAACUCGGAAAGGGGUCAGCGUUCGUGAUCUUCCCGGUGCAGACCAUCACCACGGUGGACUCUCGAGUGGUGCAGCUGGGCUACGCUGACGGCCGUCUCCUGGUGUCUUCCCUGAGCCGGUGCUACCUGUGCGACACAGAGAGGGAGAAGUUCUGGAGGGUUGGAAACAAGGAGCGAGAUGGAGAGUAUGGGGCCUGCUUCUUUCCUCAGAGCCGAGGGCUGGCGGGGGGGCAACCCCCCCUGCUCUACUGUGCACGCCCAGGGUCUCGAAUCUGGGAGGCCAGUUUCAGUGGAGAGGUGCUCAGUACUCACCAGUUCAAGCAGAUGCUUGCUUGCCCCCCUGUGCCCCUGAUCAGUUACCGGACUGAGCCCCAAUACAGCCAUGUGCAGAGGACUCCCCAGUCCGUGGCCUUUCCUAAACUCUUGUGCCUUGGAGACCAGCAUCUGCUGACCUGGACUGACUCUGCUAUAUACAUCUUCACACCUCAGACUGGCCAGGUGCUUCUGUGGUCAGAGGUCAAAGAUGUAGUGGAGGUUGCCGUCUACCGCAGUGAGCUCUUCUGUCUCUAUGGGGACGGGCAUCUGUCUCACCUCUCGCUGCUGUCUGCCGAGCGCUGCGUGGAGCGGCUGCUGCGGAGGGAGGCCUGGGUCGCUGCUGCUUCCGUCUGCUGCAUGUUUCAGCACACCAUCGCCCCCAGCAGGGUGCGUAAAUCGAUCCCCGUCGACCGCCUUGACCACCUCAGGUCACAACUCAGUUCCUCAACACACUCCGAUCUGAUUGGCCAGUUGGAGGAAGUGAUCUCGAAACUAGAGCCUCUGGAUUCAGCUUCCAGUAGUCGCAGAAGCAGCAUCUCCUCUCACGAAAGCUUCAAUGUCCUGGAUUGUGGAAUCUAUCGUGUCAUCAGCCGCAGAGGAAGCCAAUCGGAUGAAGAGACCAGCUCCCUUGUCAGCCAAUCCAUGUUGGAGGAGGAGCGACUGAAGGAGUUUAGUUUUGGGCAGGAGGAAGACCAGGUAGACCAUGAUCACCAGAGCAGUGAGCGUGUGGAGGGGGAGCGAUCUGAGCCCAGCCUGCAGUUCCAUCUCCCUCUCUCAUUCCGCCCUAAACCCCCCCGCAUCGCUCUGCAGGCCGUCAGAGACAGUGUGUCGAGCUUUGUGAAGAAGACGACUGAGAAGAUCAACACCCUGCAGAUGAACUCGGAUAUCUGGCCCCGGCCUGACCACAGGGAGGGGGGAGUACAGGCUGAGCUCGUUCCCUCCUCCGCACCACUUCCUGAAGAGCCGGAACACGAGGCAUCCGUCAGUCAACCGAACACGGAGAAUGACCUUCAAGAACUUUGCACCGCUACAGAGCGAGCUGCCUUCCUGAUCCAGGACCCGCUCGUUCUGCUGGACCCGGCAUGCUUAGGUGAAGCCCUGGAGGAGUGGCUGCCUGUGCUGGAGAGGGUUUUAGGACCUCCUGUUGAAGGACACCUCGGUGUGGAGGGGUGGGAGAGGGACCAUCCAGACUGUGAGGACCAGUCCCCAUCGCUGGAAGAACCGCCCGCGGACCAGGGCGAGGAGAAGGAGGGUCCAGAGGAUUCCCCAGCGAGUGGCGAGGAAGGAAACCAGAGGUCAGAUCAUCUCCGUCCUGAAGGCGGCGGCGAGGAGGCGGUGCCUGUGACGUCAAACGGUGCUCCCUCAGAGCCCAUUGUCGUGCGGCCCCCCAAACCCCUGCCCCCCGACCUCCAGGUGCAGCUCGGACCUCUGGCCACGCUGUUUGUGGAGACGCGCUGCUUCAGAGGGAUGCUUAAGCACCCGGGGGACGGGGGUCACACAGGGGUCACGACCUUCAUGCGCCGCUACUUCUUCCUGCUGGAUCUGGAGCGUGUGAGGAGGAUGUGUGUGCUCAGUUUCCAUGACCAGCCUGAGCUCCAGAGCUCCUUCAUGGAAGCCAUGCUUGAACUGACGCAGUCUAACAAGGUGGUGGAGGUGAUUCACAAAGGGGAUCUGCUGAAGUCUCUGCGCAGCUUGAGAGAGUUACAGCCCUGGAGCACUCCUCAUCUCCUGGCUCACCUCCACAGGUUGUAUGAGAAGCAUGGGGAGGUGGCAGUGCGCUCCUUCACCCAGUUCUAUCCCGCAGUCCUUCCCUCUGACAUCAUGACCAUGGCCCAGCCCAGCCAUUUCCUGGCGUACCUCGACAAUCUUGUGCAGUCGCGUGCUGAGGAACAGCUCAGAUUGGCGUUCCUGGGCUCCCUCCUCCAGCCCGAGUCUCUGCGUCAGGACUGGCUCCAGCUGGCGCUAUCCCACAAUGCUCCCCAACACUCUGACACCCUGACCUCAGAUGGGCAUCCCAGGUGGCAUUCGCAUUUUUUCUCAUGGGGGUAUGGGCGCUUCCUUUCUCUCCUGAUCCGUCUGCCAGCUGACCUGGACUCCAAGCAAAACAUGGCUGAAACCUGCAGGACAAACGGAUACUGGACUGGCUACCUGUACCUGUGUUGUGAGCUGCAGCGUCGCUCAGAGGCCUUCUCUGCUAUCUGCAGGCUGGAUGACAUCAGUCUGCUCGAGGAACCCAACGGUGUGGUGCCCCAGACCCUGGAUGAAUGGAAGACUGUGAUCCAGAUGUCCCACCAGUGUAGCAGGUCGUUGCAGCAGGCCCAGGCAUGCGCCGGGAGAAGCCUGGCUAACGGCUCCUUGGACAGCAGCAACCAGCUCAGCCCAGAGAGCCUGACUCUGAGGCUGGCUAGGGCGGUGGGGCCGGACCGGGCCCUGGCGGCCCUGCAGGAGUGCGGGGUGGAGGUGGAGCUCAGGCCCCACUCCGCCCUGGUCUGUGAGCUGCUGAGGGUAGCAGAGAAGAGGCAGAGGGCCCUGAUCCAAACCAUGCUGGAGCGUUGUGAUCGGUUUCUUUGGUCCCAACCCGCCUAGCUGGUCCAAGGCAGAGGCCCUAGCCGCUGCCCAAAGCCACUUCAUAAACAAGCUAACUUGUUCUUAAUUUGACAGUGCCUAUUAACUUCAAUGUCCUAAUGUAGGAUUGCGCUUUCUUCAGUGUUCUGAUCCAGCAAAUGUCUUCCAAAUGAAGAGUGAUAUUGUAUAUGCUUUGACUAACCUCUAUCAUUGACUUCUUAUGGCUGAACUGUUAUUGCAACAACAACAAAAAAGCACAUGACCAUUGAAUGAAUUUAAUCAAAACUGUUUAAUUUAACUAUGCUAAUCUAUUCAUAUUUAUUGGAAUAAAGUAUUUGAACUUUGA
This is a messenger RNA of Hypomesus transpacificus, 3957 nucleotides long. It is a transcript of the gene hps5, whose product is annotated as HPS5 biogenesis of lysosomal organelles complex 2 subunit 2. Gene Ontology annotation, cellular component: cytoplasm. Gene Ontology annotation, molecular function: protein binding. The transcript has 23 exons. The record is from RefSeq and is a predicted model, not a curated record. Gene Ontology annotation, biological process: developmental pigmentation. Bases 273 to 3632 code for a protein of 1119 amino acids. Lineage: Eukaryota; Metazoa; Chordata; Actinopteri; Osmeriformes; Osmeridae.